AUGGCUUCGGUUGCUGCUAAGUUAUCGGGCGUAAAACGGUGUGCCAAAUCAUCUAAUCUAAUUACGUAUCAUGCGAUUGUUCCUGAUUUACAGAAUAUUGGACGAGCAAAGCGACUUGGGCAUGCCUUUGAUCUGUCUAAGAGAUUGAAUUUAGAGGAAUAUGCCAAAACGAGGAAUGUUUCGCUUACGGAAUUUCUCACUGAUUCAACACGAAGUCUUGAAGAUAAUACGUCUGAACUUAUUGAAAAACUUACUAAAUGCAUCUAUAAUUCCAGUCCUAAAAAUAUUCGGAGAAUCGUAAUUCUCAAUUUCUCCCUCCAGAUUUCCGAACUUACUGAUCGGGUAUAUGGGCUGGCUGAUUUCAUCUUCAAUAUUAGAUCAUUUGAUAAAGAAAUUUAUUCAAAAGAAGCUAUUGCAAAUCCUUUAGAUGAGUACGAUGGGAUGCUUACUGUAUUUGGGGGCUUACCUUGGAUGGGGUUUGGAAAUUCUGGUUCACUGGAGCCAGCGUUACGACCUCUGACGCUAACCUGGACAUUCAAACUUCCUUAA
Messenger RNA from Protopolystoma xenopodis, 549 nucleotides. Lineage: Eukaryota; Metazoa; Platyhelminthes; Monogenea; Polystomatidea; Polystomatidae. The record is from the annotation of a GenBank genome assembly.